CCUAACGGGCAGACGAAGCCGCUGCCCGCGCUGAAGCUGGCGCUCGAGUACAUCGUGCCCUGCAUGAACAGGCACGGCAUCUGCGUGGUGGACGACUUCCUGGGCAAGGAGACCGGGCAGCAGAUCGGCGACGAGGUGCGCGCCCUGCACGACACCGGCAAGUUCACGGACGGCCAGCUGGUCAGCCAGAAGAGCGACUCGUCCAGGGACAUCCGGGGCGACCAGAUCACCUGGAUCGAGGGCAAGGAGCCCGGCUGCGAGACCAUCGGGCUGCUCAUGAGCAGCAUGGACGACCUGAUCCGCCACUGCAACGGCAAGCUGGGCAACUACAAGAUCAACGGCCGCACCAAG
Molecule: messenger RNA, 351 nt
Organism: Galeopterus variegatus (Sunda flying lemur)
Lineage: Eukaryota; Metazoa; Chordata; Mammalia; Dermoptera; Cynocephalidae
Product: egl nine homolog 1
Exons: 1
Biological process (GO): cellular response to hypoxia; peptidyl-proline hydroxylation to 4-hydroxy-L-proline
Cellular component (GO): nucleus; cytoplasm
Molecular function (GO): peptidyl-proline 4-dioxygenase activity; ferrous iron binding
Source: RefSeq, a predicted model, not a curated record